AAUUUUCCACUGGCGUUUAGACAAUGAGAUCGAUGUGACUUGAUGCGAGCUUGAAGUUAUGACCAGGUGGAAAUUUUGUGUCCAUUCUUUAAGGAAGGCUCAAGGUCUCUUUGAUAAAUCUAGGCCACUGAGACAAAUGGUGCGCGUUAAGAUAGACUGGACAAUGGAGAGAAUGGAGGAGGUGCAAAGAAAGCUUCUAGACGCGGCUGUUGAAGGAAAUGUAACUUCCUUGCUUAUAUUGCUUCAGGAAGAUAAACUUUUUCUUGAUAGAUGUGCUGUUACAUGUCCAGCAGAGACGCCUCUGCACAUAGCUGCCAUGCUUGGACACUUGGAAUUCACGAGAGAAAUUCUUUGGCGAAAGCCUGAUUUGGUCAACGAGCUAGACUUGCAUAGAUCAUCUCCGCUUCAUUUGGCCACAGCAAAUGGCCACCUUGAAGUAGUAAGAGUAUUGUUAUUGGUGGACGCGGAUCUAUGCCUUGUUAAAGAUCGAAAUAGAUGGAACCCUCUUCAUGUUGCAGUGAUCAAAGGCCGAAUUGAUGUCUUGAAAGAGCUGGUCCAAGCCAAACCUGAUGCCAUUCGAACCAGAGGUCAGCGAGGCGAAACCAUCCUGCAUCUCUGUGUCAAACACUAUCAAUUGGAGGCAUUGAAAUUCUUGGUAGGGAUCACAAUUGCUGACACUGAAUUUGUAAAUUCAGAGGAUGAUGAUGGCUUCACUAUCCUACACCUAGCAGUAGCUGAUAGAGAAAUUGAGGUCAUAAAUUAUCUCAUCUCCGAAAGUCCAAUACAAGUAAACGCACUGAACGCAAAUGGCUUCACAGCUUUGGACAUUGUGUUAGCACAAGGCAGAAGAAACAUCAAAGAUAUAGACAUUCAAAACACUCUUAGAGAAGGUGGAGCUAUAAGUUCCAAGGAUAUGCCAUCAACAAUGCACGGAUUGGAUGCCAUCAGGCCCAAUAACUCCACAACUCUAAAUGAGAGGAAUUGUUGGAGGAAGAAAAACUGGCUGGAAGAAAGGAGAAAUGCAUUAAUGGUGGUUGCAUCACUAAUUGCAACCAUGGCUUUCCAAGCUGGAAUUAGUCCACCCAAUGGUAAUUGGCAGGAAGACCGACAACAACCACCAUCACAAUCACAUGAAGCUGGUCGGUCCAUAAUGGCUGAUAAAAUGCCAGAUGAUUUUGCAUUUUUUGUGGGGUACAACACUACAAGUUUUCUAGCAUCCAUUAGCGUGAUCAUAUUAUUGAUUAGUGGGCUACCAUUCAAAUGGAGGAUUUUCACGUGGAUUUUGAUGAUUAUCAUGUGGAUCGCAGUUAUAGCAACAAUCUGGACAUACUACAUCUCUAUAUCUUGUUUGUCUAGCCGUCGGGGUGAAAGUACUACAGCCAAAGCUGGCGCCGCUGUUGUAUUUUAUGGAGUGAUGGGCAUUGUUCUUAUAGGACAUUCCAUCCGUCUAAUACGCAAAAUUGUCACGUUUGCAAGAAGGUCAAGAGCAAGGAGAUUUUCACGAUCAACAACCAUAACUCACGCCAACAUUUAAUUUGUAUAAGCAGUUUUGUAUCAGGGAAUUAAUCUAUUAUUUUUCUUGGCCAACAUUGAGACUGAGUCAUAGAAAUAUUUUCUUGAUUCUAGCCUAAAUAUUAGUAUGUAUCAAUGAAAAGAUAAGCCUUUACACAUAUUUAUAACAUGGUAUCAAAGCAGAGAUACUACAUUCUACAAAAA
Messenger RNA from Populus trichocarpa (black cottonwood), 1716 nucleotides. RefSeq names its product ankyrin repeat-containing protein BDA1. The transcript is spliced from 2 exons. The record is from RefSeq and is a predicted model, not a curated record. The coding region runs from base 59 to 1534 and encodes 491 amino acids. Gene Ontology annotation, molecular function: protein binding. NCBI's taxonomy places the organism in Eukaryota, Viridiplantae, Streptophyta, Magnoliopsida, Malpighiales, Salicaceae.